ACUCUCCACCUUCCCCUGCCCCAACUAACAAAAACCAAAAAAGUUUAUAUUGGGAUCUCCCGUAUAAUUUAAAGAUCAAAUACUUGAUAGCCUUUUCUUAUUUCCUACACCCACAGGAACUCAAAAUGUUGAUCUUUCUAUCUCCAUCGUCUCCCAAAUGUCUUCUCCCAUCACCAAAACAACACCCAUACAAUCCCAAAUCAACACAUCUCAAAAUCCAAUGUAUGUCUAACCAAACAUCCUCAACCUCAAACCCAAUCGAAAAAAUCGCCAUAGCUGGUGGACUAAUAUCAACACCAGUAAUAGGAUGGUCACUUUACACCUUAAAAACAACAGGCUGUGGACUUCCACCAGGACCUGCUGGCUCAAUUGGAGCAAUUGAAGGUGUGAGUUACUUAGUUGUGGUCGGUAUUGUGGGUUGGUCAUUGUACACCAAAUCGAAAACCGGGUCGGGUUUGCCCAAUGGACCAUUUGGAUUGUUGGGUGCUGUUGAAGGGUUGUCUUACUUGUCAUUGUUGGCCAUUUUGGUUGUGUUUGGGUUGCAGUUCUUGGAACAGGGUUCGAUUCCUGGGCCACUCCCUACCGAUCAAUGCUUUGGUUAAGAUUUUAUUGAUCCGAGAUGAGUAGAGGCGGAUUCGAGAUUUAAAAUUUUUAUUCAAGAUUUUUAGUAUCAAAUAGAUUGUGUUGUUAAAGUUAUGAAUUCGUAUCUACUGUUUGUCGUGUUGGUGAAUUUUCAUACCUAAAUUUAUGCUCUGUGAUGAAAGUAUCUUAUUCAGAUCAUGACUGUAUUUAUUGAGCAAAAUAUAGUACACAUGAACUUAUGAUCUCUGUAAAAUUAGACAUUUUUUUAGAGUUGACAUCACGUUGCAAAAAGGCUGAAUGGUGCACUUGAUU
This is a messenger RNA of Solanum dulcamara, 894 nucleotides long. RefSeq lists its product as uncharacterized. NCBI's taxonomy places the organism in Eukaryota, Viridiplantae, Streptophyta, Magnoliopsida, Solanales, Solanaceae. Bases 126 to 602 code for a protein of 158 amino acids. The record is from RefSeq and is a predicted model, not a curated record. The transcript has a single exon.